Messenger RNA from Sardina pilchardus (European sardine), 2238 nucleotides. Its product is annotated as NLR family CARD domain-containing protein 3-like. The record is from RefSeq and is a predicted model, not a curated record. Lineage: Eukaryota; Metazoa; Chordata; Actinopteri; Clupeiformes; Clupeidae. Gene Ontology annotation, biological process: intracellular signal transduction. The annotation marks the transcript as partial. The transcript is spliced from 4 exons.
AUGAGUGACAGCAGUGAUCAGGAGAGAGAGGAGGUUGCAGGCCUCAGACCAGAGGAUGCACUAUUCCGGUGGAUGACCUUGAAGAAGGACAAGAAAAUGGAUCCUAGCAGCAAAUUAACACACUCUGAUAAUGAUGAGUUAAGGGGUGAUAUGACCCAGGCUCUAGGACCCAGCAGACACCUGCACACUGGACAUACACCAGGCAGAAAGAGGGAACUAGAUGAGGACCUGAGGAGAGUUAUAAAGAAUCACAAAGCCAGUCUGAAGAGGAGGUUUGAGAACAUCUCUGAAGGCAUCAUCAAACCAGGAGCUGAGAUACUCCUCAAUAAGAUCUACACAGAGCUCUACAUAACAGAGGGAGAGAGUGAAGGGGUGAAUAAGGAACAUGAGGUUUGGCAGGUAGAGUCAGCGUCCAGAUCUCAAUCCACAGAAGACACACCAAUCAACUGCAACGACAUCUUCAAGCCUUUACCUGGACAGGAGAGGCACAUCAGAAUUGUGAUGACCAAAGGUGUUGCUGGUAUUGGAAAAACGGUCUCUGUUCAGAAGUUCAUUCUUGAUUGGACAGAUGGGGUAGCCAAUAGGGAUGUAGACUUUAUGUUUCCUCUUUCUUUCCGUGAGCUUAAUUUAGUCAGAGGUGAUCAGUAUAGUCUUCACAGGCUCCUGCUUGACUUCCACCCUGAGCUGAAGGAGCUGAAUGAUAGUGAAGGAUACAAAGACUGUCAGGUUGUAUUCAUCUUUGAUGGUUUGGAUGAGAGUCGGUUGACUCUGGACCUGGAGCAGAACAGUGAGUUGUCUGAUGUGAAAGAAACAUCAUCAGUGGAUGUUCUGAUAACAAGCCUCAUUCAGGGAACUCUGCUUCCCUCUGCACUCAUCUGGAUAACCUCAAGACCAGCUGCAGCCAGUCAGAUUCCUGAUCAGUUCAUUGACCAGGUAACAGAAGUACGAGGAUUCAAUGACCCACAGAAGGAAGAAUACUUCAGGAAGAGAAUUAGAGAUGAGAGUCAGGCCAACAGAAUCAUCUCACACAUCAAGGCAUCCAGAAGUCUCCACAUCAUGUGCCACAUUCCAGUCUUUUGUUGGAUUGCAGCUACUGUACUUCAGCAGAUGCUGGAAAAGAAAAACAUCAAAGACAUUCCCAAAACACUGACUGAGAUGUUCAUACACUUCUUGCUCAUCCAAACCACAAGAAAGGACCAGAAGUAUCAGAGUGGAUCUGAAAAAGAUACAAAGAAACUUUUGGAAUCUCAGAGGAUCAUUUUACUGAAGCUAGCAGAACUGUCUUUCAAGAAUCUAGAGAAUGGCAACCUCAUGUUUUAUGAGGAAGACCUGAGGGAGUGUGGUAUUGAUGUCAGUGAAGCCUCAGUGUACUCUGGCAUGUGCACUGAGAUCUUCAAGACAGAAAAUGUGGAAUCUCAAAAUAAGAAGGUCUACUGCUUUGUCCACCUGAGUGUCCAGGAGUUUCUGGCAGCUGUGUUUGUGUUUCACUCGUAUUUGGCUAAGAACUUUGAGGCAUUGAAAUGCUUCAUCAGUGAAAAGGAAAGAGUUGAACUCAAUCCAUCAUUUUUAUCCUCUCUUCAAUCAGCACUAGGAUUAAAAGAAAACUUACAUGUUUUACUUAAGAGUGCAGUUGAUAAGGCUUUGGAGAGCCAGAAUGGACACCUGGAUCUCUUCCUUCGUUUCCUUAUGGGCAUUUCUGUGGAGAGAAAUCAUAAACUUCUGCAAGGUCUACUGAGCAACACACACAACAGUUCUCAUAGUAUUAAGGAAACAUGUCAGUACAUGAAGAAGCUCAACAGAGAAGGUCUCUCUCCUGAACGAUGCAUCAAUCUUUUCCACUGCUUAUUUGAAAUGAAUGAUGAUUCCAUGCACAAAGAAAUUCAGACAUUCUUGUCAUCACCAAAGAACAUCAAACAGAAGUUGUCUCCUGCCCACUGUUCAGCACUGGCCCACAUGAUUCUGAUGUCUGAGGAUGUGCUGGAUGAGAUUGAGCUGAAUAAAUACAACACAUCAGAUGAGGGACGCAGGAGACUGCUCCCAGCUGUGAGGUGCUGCAGAAAGGCACGACUUGCUGAAUGCACACUCUCAGAGAAGUCCUGUGGAAUUGUGGCUGCUGUUCUACAGUCACCAAACUCCCUGAUAGAGCUGGACCUGAGUCACAAUGACCUGGGAGAUUCUGGAGUCCAUCUUCUCUCUAAGGGACUGUCUAGUCCCCACUGCAAACUGCAGACAUUAAGG